UGACCGGCACUGCCCAGUCCAGCAGACCAUCCACCACCAGUACCACCACCACUCCACCACAGCCGGACUGACCGCUCCACCACUCCACCACCACUCAGCACUCCAGGAUGAGAGCCGGGGUCUCUGUACUGGUCUUACUGGCAUUUGCAGGGUUGGAGAGUGUUCUCUCUGCAUCUCUGGAAGCCGUGGGAAAGAAGGGAGCACUCGAUCGCAAAGCAGAGGAGAAUGCCCACCCUCAGAAAAGAGUUCUCUCUGCAUCGCUGGAGGCAGAUGAAGAGAGGGAUGUACUCGACCAGACAGCUGAGGUAAACUACGGCCCUCGGAAAGGAGGUUUAGUGCUUUCUGCAUCACUGGAGGCAGAUGAAGAGAGGGAUGCUCUCAAACAAAGAGCUGAGGGAAACUACGGCCCUCUGAAAGGAGUGCUCUCUGCAUCUCUGGAGGCAGAUGAAGACAGAACUGAGGGAAACUACGGCCCUCGACAAAAAGGUUUAGUGCUUUCUGCAUCAAUGGAGGCAGACGAAGAGAGGGAUGCUCUCGGACAGAGAGAGGGCGUGAUUAUAGAGGAUGAAACCUACCUGGAGGCUGAAAGAGAGGAGUUAGAGGAUGAGGCAGAAGCUGCAGAGCAGAGGCACGAGCACGAGGCCGAGGCUGCAGAUGUGACUCCAGAAGAGGAGGCUGAUGAUCUGACAGAAGCGGAAGUGGAAGGAGCUGCUGAGAGUCACGAGCAACGGGAAGCGAAGGAGGACAGAAAAAUGGAUGAUGAGGCUGAAGACGGGGUGGGACACGCAGCAGCUUCAGAGGAAUGAUGCGGAGGAUGCUGGGUAGAGGGGGGAACGCCUGUGCCUGGAGUCGUGUUGUCCACCACAGAAGUAAACGAGGAGUGUACUGUUCUCAAUAAAAGAACCAUUAAAUACUGUA
Molecule: messenger RNA, 918 nt
Organism: Astyanax mexicanus (Mexican tetra)
Lineage: Eukaryota; Metazoa; Chordata; Actinopteri; Characiformes; Acestrorhamphidae
Product: ribosome biogenesis protein BOP1 homolog
Exons: 17
Coding region: 108-806 (232 amino acids)
Source: RefSeq, a predicted model, not a curated record